Molecule: messenger RNA, 2491 nt
Organism: Triticum aestivum (bread wheat)
Lineage: Eukaryota; Viridiplantae; Streptophyta; Magnoliopsida; Poales; Poaceae
Product: acyltransferase-like protein At3g26840, chloroplastic
Exons: 13
Coding region: 219-2300 (693 amino acids)
Cellular component (GO): membrane
Source: RefSeq, a predicted model, not a curated record
AUCUUCGACCCUCUCUUCUGCUUAAUUAAUGAGAUGAGGCAAAGCUUUUGCCUUCGUUUAAAAAACUAAAGAAAAAACAAGCCCCCAUUCUUCUGUUGGGCAACCCCGAAGGCAGACACGUCUCCCUCAGAGUCCAAACACACGAACACGACGACACACAAGCGCAGGCAGCAGCACGCGCGCACCAGCGAGGCAGCGAUCGAGAGCACAGCGCGCGCAUGGCUGCCACGCCGUCGGCCUUCGCCCCGGCGCGCCCGCGUCUCCUCUCCUGCCGUGCGCCGGGCAGGAGGCCGGCGCAGCUACCGCGGUGGACCGCGUCCGCCACCAGGAGCGGAGCGCCAUCGUCGUCGAUGGACGCGACGGCGAAGGCCGGGAGGAGGCCAGGGGUGAGGGAGUACGUGGAGGCGGCGCGGGAGAUGGCGCGGCGGCCGGACGGCGGGCCGCCCAGGUGGUUCGCGCCGCUCGAGUGCGGCGGCGGCGGCGGCGAGCGCGUCCCCGGCGCGCCGACGCUGCUCUACUUGCCCGGAAUCGAUGGAGUUGGAUUAGGGCUGAUCCGGCACCACGAGAGAUUAGCAAAGAUGUUCGACAUGUGGUGCUUGCAUAUACCCGUCCAAGACCGUACCACCUUCCAAGGACUUGUUGAGCACGUAGAGAGGACAGUGAAAUCAGAGAGCUUAAGGGCACCGGACAGGCCAGUCUAUCUUGUUGGAGAAUCCGUCGGAGCGUGCAUUGCUCUUGCGGUGGCGGCGCGGAACCGAGACGUCGAUUUGGUGCUGGUCCUAGUCAACCCAGGGACAUCUUUCCACAGGUCACAGCUGCAGUCUCUCUCGGCACUCCUAGAUUUGGUCCCUGAUCCCUUCCAUUCGAGCACUCCACAACUCCUAAAUUUUCUCAGAGGCAACUUCAUGAAGAUGUUGUCGAGAUUUGAUGGAGCUGGUAAGGCAUUAUUGGAGGCCACCAGUGGUUUGUUGCCUUCUCUCAUGUAUUUGGCUGAUAUUUUCCCAAAGGAAUCCAUUGUUUGGAAGAUGAAAAUGUUGAGGACAGCGUCGUCGUUUGUCAAUUCUCGCUUACAUGCAGUCAAAGCCCAGAUCCUGGUGGUCGCUGGUGGAAAUGAUGAACUUCUGCCAAGCCGUGAAGAGGCUGAAAGGCUACAUGGCACACUGAAGAAAUGCAGAAUCCGUCACUUCAGGGAUAAUGGCCACAAAAUCUUGUUGGAAGAUGGAUUUGAUCUAGCAACAACCAUUAAAGGAGCCGGAUACUACCGCCGCUCCAGGCAGACAGACUAUGUUUUAGACUAUCUACCGGUGACCGAUGAUGAACUCGAAAAGGCGAUCGACCGUGACAGGCUCCUGAAUUUUGCCACUGACCCAGUGAUGCUAUCGACACUGCCUGAUGGGAAGAUAGUGAGGGGACUGGCAGGGCUGCCAAGGGAGGGCCCUGUCUUGCUUGUUGGGUACCACAUGCUCAUGGGGUUUGAGCUUGGACCCCUGGUAACAGGAGUUCUGAGGAGUACUGGAAUCCACAUCCGCGGGUUAGCGCAUCCAUUCAUGUUCAACGAGAGUUCAGAGCAGCUCAUACCGGAUUCGUCGAACUACGACAUCCACCGGAUCAUGGGUGCGGUGCCUGUUACGGCAGUGAACUUUUACAAGCUCCUUUCAGAGAAGCAAUUUGUUUUGCUGUAUCCAGGAGGCGCGCGUGAAGCUCUUCAUAGGAAGGUAAGAAUUUGGUAUAGAGAGCAUAAUAUAUCUUUGGAGACAGUAAAAACAUCGAUUGUUCUGGAAGGUGACAGUUGUUUACAGGGCGAGGAAUACAAGCUAUUUUGGCCUGAGCAGUCUGAAUUUGUGCGGAUGGCAUCAAGGUUUGGAGCAAAAAUAGUACCAUUUGGAGUGGUUGGAGAAGAUGAUAUAUGUGAUAUGUUGUUAGACUACAACGAUCUUAUGAAGCUCCCAUUUUACGACAUCCUUGACAAGAAGCUAAAUGAAGAGGGGCUAAAGCUAAGGACUGAUUCUACGGGAGAGAUAAAGAAUCAAGAUAUGCAUCCUGUAGUGCUGACGCCAAAAAUGCCAGGAAGGUUUUACUUCAUCUUUGGGGGGCCUAUUGAAACAAAAGGGAGGGAGAAGGAGCUAAGAGACAAAGAGAAGGCCCAGCACCUCUAUUUGCAUGUCAAAUCUGAAGUGGAGAGCUGCAUCAAGUAUCUGAAGGAGAAGAGAGAGGAGGAUCCCUACAGGAGCAUACUGCCCAGGCUUCUAUAUCAGGCAGCUCAUGGUUCUGAUGUAGAAAUACCCACAUUUGAACCCUGAGGCUGAGAUGAUCACUUCCAGAUUACCGUUAGUUAGGAUCCAAGCCAAUUGUUUACAUUGUUCAUGUUAAUCUUUUAUAUACAUAGUUAUUUUUAAUUGCAGUUUAUUCAAAUUAGAAGGGUUAAUAAAUAUUAAAAAACUAAGUUCAGAACUGUAAAUUUCUAUGUGAAGUACAUUUGCGGAUUUACUAA